CCCUGCCUGCCUGGGCGCACUCCAACACAUGAGCUCCAACAGCAACUGCUUUCCGUCCCGUCUGCUUCAUUCCUUCCCUUUUACUUCAAACGCCAGACCUAAUGAGGGGCGCUCCAGAAGUUCCGUCUGGACUUGGCUACUUCAGUUGAUGCCCACUUCCUCUAAUAAGCUGCCUUCUCAGGUCUUACUUGGAACCGAGCCAGAGGCGGUCCCUCGCAACAUCUCAGCAGCAUCAUCUUCUUUGGCGCCGCAGCAUCGGUUUUGACGCUUAACUGCACAAUACUUGUCCUUUAUUCUCCUGCAUACCUCCAGCGGUUAACUCCAAUACCUUGAUUUUGUAGUCGCCAUACUUACCCCUUCCGCGGUUCUUGCGCUGAGCAGAUUCCGACAUGGCUCCUGGCAGCCUCGCUGGCCACGACGAGGGGGGCGUGUCACCGGGAAGAAAACUCGGAAAAAUUAUGGGGAAGCUCGGGUCAAGGAACCCCGAAAAGCAGACGGCCAUUUGCGAACUGUCGCGGCCCCUGACACUGAUCGACCUUCCGCAUGAUAUCCUGGAGCUGAUCCUGAAAGAGAUCACAGAUAACAGUGACUUGACUGCGCUUGCACGUACACACUCGGUCCUGUACGACCUCGUAAUAGCUGCUAUAUACUCGAGUUUUGACAUCGCCUGGCCAGAUAGCAAUAAUUCUUGGUCCCCUAACACUCCAACUGUCGACGCUCUAACAUCUGGUCUAUCGACUCUUUGCCGGAAUACGCACUUUUCUUUUGCCGCAAUCACGACAGGCAAGCCUGGGAGGCCCGCGAGAUUCGGCGGCAACAACUAUACAGAAUACGUUAAAAAGUUCUCGAUCGAAAAUGGACCCAGAGAAUGGCUUGAGAACUACCUGGUCACCAAGGUGGGCGGCAAAAUGCUUAACACUCUGGUAGCAUCGGCAGUCGCGAAGAUGACCAACCUGGAGUCAUUCACUUGGGACAUGCCGACCGGAGUCCUGUCUGACACUUUUAUGGCUUUGGCUUCUCUUAGUCGCUGGCCAAACCCUGAGCCCAGCAAACUCAAAAGUGUUUGGAUCAGGUGGCAUGACACUUCAGGACUAUCCGACCACCCAUCGACUUCGAACCAUACUCCAUUUCCGCUUCUAACAGUUCAGGCGGGAAGUGUAAUGACACCUAUCGGCUGUAGGUCACCUAAUCAUGCCACGUACAACGGAUCAAAAUCUCCGAUAGGAUACUCGCAAUGCAGCUACGAGUAUCCAACGUUCAGUAUCCUACCGCCCCUCAAAAGCUUGACGGUGUUGAACAUCGAAGAACCAGCCUACUUGGAUGAGAUGGCGACCUUGAUCGAACGAUCCAAAGACAGUCUGGAGGAGCUCAGAGUAGGACUUUCAUUGAGGGCAUACAGGAGGGAUUUCUUCAUGGCAUGGGAUGGAUCGACACUCAAGCAGGUGGAUCAUAAUGCAAGAUGGCCAGGCGAGUGCACCAUUGGCGAGAGACGAUUAGGAGGUGUGCUGGGCGUCCUGGUCGGAAAGAUCUACGAUAUACGGAGGAGAUCGCCCGAGACGAAGAAGCACGACACUAGCAUGGCUGGAUCAGGGACGCAAGUUUCGAACUCGACGACAGAUCCUUCUGCUCAACGAGCAUCUGUUCUUCAGUCUCCGAACCAGCAGUAUUCUACAGAGGCAUUGCGAUCAGCAUCUGAGAACGCAAGAUCAACAAAACCAGACCAGGGUGUUGCAGGACUGCGUGACGGAAAAUUAAAGCUACGCGUCCUUGAGCUUGAGCGAAUGGCCUUGUCAAUGCACGUACUGAGGUACGCAUUUGACUGGUCAGUCCUGACAAGCCUGACUAUCCUGUGUUGUUUACAUCAAGAGACGGUAUGGGUGUUAUUGCGAAGGCAGUUCCGACCUGAACCUGUCAAUCCCGAUGUCGAAACAUCCUCAGGUACACCAAGCGCCUCCCCGUCCACUCUACGAUACAAGCUGUCACUGAAGAAAAUUCAUACCGAUCUUACCACCCCUGCUCUCAUAGAGUUCAUCAAGGAGACUCUGGCUCCGGACUCGUUGGAAACUCUUUACCUACAGGAUACCAGGUUGAACGGUCCCGCUCCCCCGGUAAAGCUUCACAAGAUCUUCCAGGCGAUCGAAGUACACAGUUCCAGCUUGCGCGCCUUACUCCUCGACAGCUCCGGCCCAACUCCCCGUACUAAUUGUUCUCGAUGGCGCUACUGGUCACUUACGACAAAUACGCUCCGCUACAUUACAAGCGGAAGAAUGGUCAACCUGAAGCAACUUUCUGUCUCACUCUAUUACUCUGCUUGGCACCCUUUCCUCCAAAGUCUUCCCAACAUGCCUCAGCUCCACGCAAUCGACAUUCCACACGUCGCCGAAUACUUCUAUCCCACCCUACACCCGAACGAGCUAGCCCUAUAUAUUGCCGACAUCCUUACUCUGCGACCUGAGGUUCGUCUGAAGUACGCCGGCAUAUCUCAUACCUGCUUCGAGUUCUGGGAGCAUCGCAGGGUGAUUACCGAUCGGAAGUGGAGCGUGUCGGAAGUUGAUACCUCGGCUGCAUUUCUGGAAAGCUGGGGCAAUGACGUGGGCAGCGGGGAGGUCGAUGACGAUGACGGCGAUGACGGCGAUGAUGACGACAGCGAGAGCUCAUCAUCAGAAGAGGAAGAUGACGAGGAUGAAGACGAAGAAGGCGUAAUUACUGAUGAUAACGAGCUGGAGGAAUUUCACAUGGACGAAGAUGAUGAUCACUUGGUGCAUGGUGCGUCGAGCGAUUCAGAGGAUAGUGAUGAAGAUAGUACCCGGGAAGAAGAUGACGGUUUCUACGACCCUGAGGGACGGGUCUUGAUCCGUGUUAGGGAGAUACCCUUUGAGGAGGACAAAGUUGAGAUCUUUCGGGCGAGGCAUAUGAAGCUUUAGAAUGGAAGAAGAUCUUGGGUGUGUAGAUUGCCAUAGAGGGAUGCAUUUGAGCUUUGAGCAAUCUGGAGGUAGAUACCCAGCGAGGAUGGUCGCAGAUUAGGCCAGAUGCAAAGUCAACUAUAGUGGAUUAGUCCUUAGGUGAUUCUCAAAGUAGUUCUAUGGCCCAUCUUCAACCUUGUCGCAAUCACAACGGAGAGUGCAGUAGUUAUUAUAGUGAUAUAAACUCGUGGAGCCGC
Neurospora tetraspora is the source of this 3160-nucleotide messenger RNA. RefSeq names its product F-box domain-containing protein. The transcript is spliced from 3 exons. The coding region runs from base 390 to 2924 and encodes 844 amino acids. Lineage: Eukaryota; Fungi; Ascomycota; Sordariomycetes; Sordariales; Sordariaceae. The record is from RefSeq and is a predicted model, not a curated record.